AUGAAGUGCCUGGUGUGUGUUCUGAUCAUCAACCUGUUGCUGACCUCCUUUCCCGUUUCUGGAAUCAAGCUGUGCGGCCGCGAGUUAAUCCGAGCGAUCGUUUAUACCUGUGGGUCUUCUCGCUGGAUGAGGCUUCUGGAUGACCAGAACGAUCCUUUCCAGAUCUCAGCUGAUAAAGAUUACUCCAAGGAGAUGGACAGCAUGAGAAAUCUUCAAAGAAUCUUUGGCAGCGACAGAAACCAGGAAACCGAGCCAUCUUAUGCUGAUCAAGUGUUUGACAAGGACAACAACCAGUAUGAUCAGGCACCAGGGGAUUUCCGUGAGUACAUUCGCCAGAUUGAUGGAGGCAGCAAUAAAGACCACGCUUUUGCAUCAACACUGGUGCAGUAUCAACCGUGGGCCAGAUUCAUCAGGAAGAAAAGGGAAGCAUCAAAAGAAAUGCAAGCCAAAUGCUGCACUGAAGGCUGCACCAAUCAAGAGAUCAGCACAUUCUGCUGA
Molecule: messenger RNA, 498 nt
Organism: Hemiscyllium ocellatum (epaulette shark)
Lineage: Eukaryota; Metazoa; Chordata; Chondrichthyes; Orectolobiformes; Hemiscylliidae
Product: relaxin-3-like
Exons: 2
Coding region: 1-498 (165 amino acids)
Cellular component (GO): extracellular region
Molecular function (GO): hormone activity
Source: RefSeq, a predicted model, not a curated record